AAUCACAAAAGACUGAUCCCAAAUCCAAAUGCAAGAAAGUAUCCAAAGCAGCCGCCAAAAAUGAAUUAAUUGAAUAUAAUGUUGCUAAGGAAUGCAUUGAGAGCUUUCCUUUUGAUGCUAAAUUCGCUAACGAUACGAUUGACGCUGUAUCACACUUCAUGUCAAAUUAUUAUGCUUUCUUUGACGAGGCCAAUGAAGAUCCACCAAAGGGAUUUACUUAUCAACGCGGUUUUGUUUAUGAUCAAAAUUUAACUUUAUACUCUGUAGUUACGACCGAUAAAGAAAAAAAGAAAAAACAAGUUUUAGAUGAUAAAUUAGACCCAUCAAAUAAUGACUGUGAAGUUACCGAAAUUGAUGGAAAACCUGCAAUACAAGCAAUAAUUGAAUUUGCAAAUAAUAGUAUUUCAUAUUCAAAAGAUUUGGGAGUCCGAUUCAACAUGGCUUUAUCUCCUAGUUCGGGAUUUUUUUCACAACAAUUUACUUUGCGAAAUGAUUUUCCUGAAACUCCUAGUAUUACAUAUAAUUUAAAAUGUCCGAAAAAAAAAUCAUUUAAAUUAAAAAGAGAAUGGGCUAUUGUAUACGAUAGUGCUUUUUUUGAUAACUUUUGCUUACGAAAUACUUCUACUUCAAGUAGCAAUGGUACAAAAUUAACUUCACGAGAUAAAGUUACAGAAUCAACUUCAAAUAAAAAAUAUAAAGUGUCGGCAUCAAGGAAUAAAAAUAAUAAAAAGUCACAAUUUAAACAUGCGAAAAAUGUAACUGAAGAUUUUUACUUAGUAAAUAAUGGAACAGUUGGUGUCGCAGUAAUUACUCAGGAAAACGAAAAAUCUAAUAUAUUUCUAGCAGAUGGUCUUGAUAAAUUAAAUAAACUAGGUGCAAAAAAGCUUAUUUUGGAUAUGUCAAAUAAUAUUGGUGGAGACGUUUCUGUAGCCAUAUUUACAAAUUUAUUAUUAUUUCGAUCACAAGAACAACCAAACAUUUUUCCAACAAGUAUAAAGAUUAAUAAUUAUACUAUUCCAGUAAUAGAAGAGAAAUUUAAGACACAUUCUGAUGAUUUUGAUGUCUAUAAUCCAUAUUCUUAUUUGUCAUUUCCUUCUGGCGAACCCUUUAAGAAUGCUAAUGAUUUCAUAGGAUCUCGAACAAAUCUAUCCUCUAGCUUGCACCUUGAUAUUUUAUCACCUAAUGAUAAGAAAUUACUCAAUAGUACAUCACCAUUUCGAUGGACUAGUAAAGAUAUCAUCAUCUUAACUAAUGGAUUUUGUAUAUCUACAUGUGCAUUAAUAACUUCAUUUCUUUCUAAAUUCCAUAACGUAAAAACAAUUUCCGUUGGUGGGCUUCUUGACACACCGAUGUCAUUUUCCACUUUUCCUGGUGGCUAUGCUACAUCUGAAAAUGUGAUUGCAGGUUCAGCUGGUGAUACUAAAUUUUUCGACCUUCCGAAAGAAAUGAACACACUUUUUUUUGCUGUUAUUAAAGCUCAUGAUUUUGACAAAAAUAGUAAUACCGCAACAGGUGUAUUAGAAUAUUUAUUUAAACCUGCUGAUUAUAGACUUUAUUAUAAUGAGAGUAAUGCUAGGGAUCCUAGCUUCUUAUGGGUCGAUGCUGCCAAUAUUUUAAACAAGAAAAAUUAG
This is a messenger RNA of Dentiscutata erythropus, 1631 nucleotides long. NCBI's taxonomy places the organism in Eukaryota, Fungi, Glomeromycota, Glomeromycetes, Diversisporales, Gigasporaceae. The record is from the annotation of a GenBank genome assembly.